GACAUUUAUCAAAGAUAUAACUUCAAUUUCUAAUUUUCAUUUUUAUCUCUAUCAGAGUAAUUAAAAAAAUUAAUAAACAGAAAAUUAAAUUUUUAAAACUUUUGGAUAAAUAACCAUAUAAAAAUAAAAUAACCUCAGAUGGUCUAGAGCAGUGUAUGGACCAGAAAAUAUAACUAUGGAAACCUGCGUUCUGAUACCAAAAGAAUUCUCAUUAGCACUAGCUACAGAUCGUGGCACUUGUUCUGGUCUAUUUCCAAAUGACUCGCGAUCCCUCGCUGAUGUCCGAAUUUCUGUGUGGUCCAAUGUUUUUAUUCCUUCCGGAACUCUUAUUUAUCCCUUUCAAGGGUCCAUUAGGUUUGACAAAAUCGAUCUCUACUCACUUCUUGACGACAAUGAUAUAAGACGUGAGUAUGGGUGCUACGAUGAAGUAUCUUUCUCCAACUACAAUUUAAACAAACGUCAAUGUAAUUGGAUUCGAUUUCUACGCAUUGUUCAAACCUACAAUGACCAAGUCAAUCUUAUUGGCACCAAAGUUAAAGGUGAUCCCAUAUUUGAAGUUAUUAAAGACGUUGAACCGGACUCAGAGCUGGUUGCUUGGUUCUUGCCAGGUUCGCAUGAAGACCUCGUCCUCAUAUCGCGUGAUGUCUGCUCGCGUUCUGCAAUCUACAGGUGCACCAUCGACUCGAUUCUUGCUGACUCACCCUUGGAUCUAUCAAAGACUCUUAUUUCUCAACAAUCAAGCCAAAUAACCUCAUCAUACUACGAGUUGGACGAAUACGAAUCAACAUCAGAAGAAUUUUCAUCAUCAAAUCUGUCCUUGACAAGUGAUCACCUGGAUUGUAGUAUUCUGACAACAAUCAAAAGAGGAGAACGUGUUCUCUUACCUUGCAAAGUCUGUGGCAAAUCAUUCGAUAGACCGUCUCUACUGAAACGUCACAUGAGAACUCAUACAGGAGAAAAACCACAUGUUUGCAUGGUCUGCAACAAAGGCUUCUCAACUUCAAGUUCUCUCAAUACCCACAAGCGAAUACACAGCGGGGAAAAACCUCAUCAGUGUCUUGUGUGUGGCAAAAAAUUCACAGCUUCAUCGAACCUUUAUUAUCAUCGAAUGACUCAUAUUAAGGAAAAACCACAUAAAUGUUCUCAAUGCUCUAAAUCAUUUCCAACACCAGGUGAUCUGAAAAGCCACAUGUACGUUCACAACGGGCUAUGGCCUUUCAGAUGUCAUGUUUGUAAUCGGGGCUUUAGCAAACCAACUAAUCUUAAAAAUCACAUGCUUCUUCAUCUCGGUAGAUGCUCCAAUAAGAAAUUCAUCAAGUCUGAUGUAUAAACACAAUAAUAUCUUUGAAUUAUAAUAGAUUAUUAGACCUUUUUAUAAUAAGUAAAAUAAGUGAAAUAGAUGAUAGUAAAAUUGAUGUGCCAGAUAUUAAACAGUUCUAAUUUUUAUCUAUAAUAUUUUUAUCAUUAAAGUUCAUUUUUUCAUUCAAUUAACACUUUGGGUACAUUUUUUUUUACUGGUUAUAAUUUAUAUUUUAUUUUAA
Messenger RNA from Chelonus insularis, 1541 nucleotides. Its product is annotated as zinc finger protein 430-like. Gene Ontology annotation, molecular function: RNA polymerase II cis-regulatory region sequence-specific DNA binding; DNA-binding transcription factor activity, RNA polymerase II-specific. Lineage: Eukaryota; Metazoa; Arthropoda; Insecta; Hymenoptera; Braconidae. The record is from RefSeq and is a predicted model, not a curated record. The transcript has 6 exons. The coding region runs from base 176 to 1330 and encodes 384 amino acids. Gene Ontology annotation, biological process: regulation of DNA-templated transcription.